This is a messenger RNA of Helicoverpa zea (corn earworm), 1004 nucleotides long. It is a transcript of the gene PIG-P, whose product is annotated as phosphatidylinositol N-acetylglucosaminyltransferase subunit P. The transcript is spliced from 3 exons. The record is from RefSeq and is a predicted model, not a curated record. Bases 484 to 966 code for a protein of 160 amino acids. NCBI's taxonomy places the organism in Eukaryota, Metazoa, Arthropoda, Insecta, Lepidoptera, Noctuidae.
AAUGACACUGACUGAUUACUGACACUACUAACUUGGUUUAGAAUAAAUUAUAAAAAGAAUCUUAUUCAUAAUUUUAUUGAUGAAAUUGGAUGAUUUUACUCUUGUCUGCAAAGUGCAAAGUAGAUAUUUAUUAUUUUGGCAGUCAACUUUUCUUACUCCAGAGAAGUUCCAGAGAAAAUAUCAGAUGCCUAAGUUUUCAAGUUACUAGCAUAUUAAGGUCUUAACAUGGAUAUAUCUGUGACUGUUCCCUUUCAUUCGUCGGAGUUGGCUUUACUGGCUUAUGAAGUUUUAAGUGUUGACAAGGAGUUAAAAAGAAGUGGUAUACAAAGAAAACUUGAAGUAAAUUCAGAAAACCUCAUCGUAAAAUUCCAUGGUGAGAGCACGAAAAAAUUACGUGUUGCUGUCAAUUCUUUUAUUAAAAACACAUUAUUAGUAGUCAAAACUAUUGAUCAAUUCUAGAGAAGUAAUAUCAAAGUGACCAAAAUGCCAGAACACACACCUGCCCCAACACCAGCAAGAUCGUUAUAUGGGUUUUUUAUGUAUCUAUUUAGUAAAACUAUGUUAUUUAUAUAUUGUAUUUGGGCAAUCACACCUGAUGCCUAUCUGCACUACUUCAAUAUUUAUUAUUACCCCCAAAAAUAUUGGUCUACAGCCAUUCCCAUUCAGUGCCUAGUAGCUUUAACAAUUUUUGCAUUUUUAAUUUAUCCUAGUUCAAACUUGAUGUUAACUGCUAAUAUAGAUAGCAUUAAUACAAUAAGCGAUCCCCAUGCUCAUUAUGAGUGUGAAACAAAUGAAAAUAACAAUAAUACACUGGAAAAUUGCAUUUGUACUGAUGUAAAUAAAUGUAUGAAAUACUGUCAUGUGACUUCAAAUGAAGACUUAGAAGAGAAUACAGUGCCACAAUUGCGUGAUUUAAAUAUACGUUUAGUUUGUAAGAAAUUGUACUAUAGCGAUAAUAGCACCUAGUGUAUCUAUUGCUUAAUAAAAGACCUGUGUCACAGACA